UCCAGCUGCCGUUCAGAUCAGGACUCACUGCUGCGUUUCAGUCAUUGAGCUCAGUUUUCUCUUCCGUAAGCCGAGGACAAAGUAAGAAGAGGAAGACGAGGCUGAAUUAUCUCCGAAAUGAUGCCAGCAAGAGGUCAAAACAGAACAAGAACCAGAGCCGGCACGCAGGCCAGAGGACGUCACGCAACCUGGACCCCGAGACGGGAUCAGAUCAGGCGGGGAAGAGCUGAGCAUCAGGAAAUACUCACGACUAAAAGGCGCCAGUUGAAGAUGCUUGUAUCAACUCUGCAGCCCUUGGAAAGCACAGAAGAUGCUAACUUUCAGGAUUUUGUAAAAGCUCUAAACCCGUCUCAUGAAAUUCCAUCCAGGUCUGUGAUACGUUCACAGCUCCUCAGCAUCUACAGCGAGGAGGAACAGAAGUUGGGAUCGCUCUUGGCCUCUACUGAUAACAUUGUGCUGACGUGUGAGCUGUGGUCUUCAAACGCUGAAGACUCCUACCUGACGGUGGCGUGCCAUUUCGUGGACAUCCACGGGAAUCUCAAGUCCUACAUGCUCAGAACUGCCAGCCUCUUCGGGGACGACUCUGCGGCCAACAUUCAAAAUCAGCUCUCGGCCAUCAUGACGGCCUGGCGCGUCAAAGAGAAGGUCCACACCGUCAUCAGAGCCGGCAUCCCGCAACUGAAGAACGUUAAAACAAAGUGGACGCACAUGCCUUGUUUCGCUGACACCUUGAACUUGAUAUUUAAGGAUCUGAUGAGUGACGACGAGCUGAUGAACGUUCUCAGAAAGUGUCAGAACAUCGUCAGAUUCUUCAAGAACGAUUCUGAAGUGGAGAGGCAGCUCAGAGAGAUUCAGAACAGCCUGAAUAUGAACCAGGAUGAGCUGAUCGUGUACUCCGGGGACCGAUGGCUCCCGUGGCUGCAGAUGCUCCAACGGCUGACGGAGCAGUACAAGGCCAUGGUGAUGGUGCUGGACGAGAGAGGCAAGACGGAUUUCAUGCUAAAUGAAAACGAUAAAGAGAAAAUCAGCAAGAUCAUAUCGGCCCUGAAACCUCUGAUGAACGCCACGUCCUCCAUGAAGGGAGGCUUCCAGACCAUUUCGGCCAUGCUGCCGCUGCUGAAGAGGCUCAUGGACAAUCUGAGAGAAGAACAGAGAAACAACGAUGUGGCCAACAAAUUACUGUCGAGAUGUAAAGUGAAAUUUGGCGACAUCAACAACCACGUCCUGGCCCCCAUCACAUUUCUUGACCCCAGAUUCAAAAACCAGCUGGGAGACCGAAACAAAAACCAAGCGAUGGAUCAAAUCAAGAAGAAGCUGGCCGGAGGCCCGGCCUCCCCGUCUGCUGCCGAACUGGACGACGUGCUGGACAGAUACCUCAGCUACGAACCGACCGUGGAGGCGUCAAACCCUUUGGCCUGGUGGAGGCACACGGGAAAGAAGAACUUUGGUGAAUUGAGCAAACUUGCUCUGAAGGAGCUUGGGGUCGUCUCCACUGCUGUGCCCUUAGAGAGAGCUUUCUCCAGCGCAGGCGAUCAGUUCUGCAACCUCAGGAGGUCCAUCAAUCCAGAAAACCUCAACAUGAUCCUGUUCCUCAACAGCAACUGGUCCUCAAAGCCGUAGAUACAGAUUUCAAACUCUGAGUGGAUAAAAACACACCGAAUGUCCUACAAACACAUCACACAUUAAACCAGAGAACACCUCCACCAAAGCUCCCCACCCUCUGAUCCACGUCAGGUGGAUCUGCUCAGUGCUCACUGAUGGACACACAUAGCAGCACCGCAUUCAACAGCUGGUUUAUCAAACGGGUCACAGUGACAUCUGGAGAGGUCUCACAGCCCUCAGAGCCUCCGGACCGUGACGGACUUUAAAUACUGCCGAUGAAACCUUUAAAACAGCAUCUUCACUUAUUGCUGUGAGGAAACAACAGGAAUCAAAUCAAAACAACAGAUUUUCUGUUAAGAACUAUUAAAUGUCGGUUUUAAAAACUAAACAGUCAAACAUUCGGACAUUUAUUGUGGACGUACUCUGAUGGUCUAUGACGUGUCUGUAAUAAUCACUUUGUAAUGAAUUCUUUUUAGAACCAGAAGACUUUAUGAAGAUUUCUAUAAAAAUCAAACUUUGUCUCUUAUUUUCUGGAUUUUUAUUGGUGCUGAAAAUAAUGAUUUUCUUCAAUUCCAUUUAUUAAUUCAUGUCCAUCAAAUCUGAGGAAAUAGUACAAAUAUUUAUUAUGACCUCACAGUUGUGUGUGUGUGUGUGUGUGUUCUUCGGGUUCUUCCGGGUCUUUAAAGUUUCGGUCAGGUGUUGGACCAGCAGACUGGUUUACUGUGAAAAAACAAACUAUACUUCUAAGAAACUAUCAUAAUAAUAAAAUUAUUAUCACAUUAUCAUAUCCACAUGAACUGUGAGACAGCAAAGAUCAGCUGAAUCAGCAGAAUUUAUCUGAACUUCAGUCUGCAGAACACACACACACACACACACACACACACACACAUAAAACACUUCUGACAUCUGAUGACGUCAGAAGAGAGGGAACUCUCAGGUGCGUCCUGACGGCGGUGUGCUCGGAGUCACUUCAAGUCUUUUCUGAUUGGUGGGUUUGCAGCUUGUUUUUAGCCUCAGAAGCUCUAAAUCUAAUUGUGGAUCUGGACAUUGGACCACGCUAAUCUCGUGACUACAAGUACUGCAGUGGAAGUACAGAAGUAUCAGCAGCACAGUGUUUACAUGGUCUGCUGGUACCGUCUGACACGCGCACUUAUUGGACAUCAGUUGUUGAUUGGACGCUGCAGCUGAUCACACGGAUCUGAUAGAUCAUAGCGUCACUGCAGUUUCACAGCAGAUUAAGAAGAAGAAACUUUCAGGAUUGUUUCAUGGCUCGUCAUCAUGUUGAAAAUCUGAAGUAGAAACCUUUUUUUUUACAAUUAAUAGAGAAAAUUAAAAAUGAUUAUGAAAAAAUACAAAGUACAGUCGGACAAAUAGUGACUCAGGUGUAUUUCACUGCUCCUCUGCAUCCUGACUCCGCUCUGCAGUGUUUUCUUCUUUCGGUGCAGGUGUGUUUGUUCGGGAGAAGAACACAGUGACAGGCAAAACAAGAGAAUUACAAGAGAAUCUGCACGUACGUGAUGUAAAUUUGGCGAGCUGUUUUACGUACGUGUACAUAUUAAACUGCAACGUUAUUGACGCACAGGUAGAGAAGAAGCGGAGUGACUUUUUAGCCAAUCAGAGUGCAGAACACAAUGCACGAUGGAAAUCCGUGAAGUAGCGAAACCGUGAAAAGUAAACCGCGGAUCACUGUGAUGAGGAUCAGAGAGCAGCAGGAGAGUUAUCAUUGGUUCAUUGUGUCACUUUGAUUUGUUCCAGUUUUAAUUUCCCUGAAACAUUUAGUCCAAUAAAUGAUCUCCAGUGUUCAAAGAUCACAUCCUGUUUCUGUUUGUUAAAUAAUAAAUCACAUUCAGAACAUCAGUGAAAACAGAAUAAAGGAUUCUGCCUGUAGAACUGGUUCCUGCGUCUCUGAGCAGGACCUGUCAUGACCCGUGCCAUGCAUGGCGGUUUUGUUUAGUUUCUCUUGUUGAUUCUUGCCAUUGCCUCAUUUAGUUACUGUUGUCUCAGUCAUGCCAUGUUUUUGUAUUAGUCUCUACCCUCGCCCUGUCUUGUUUGUAUUUUGUUAAGUUCCCCAUUGUGUCUCAUCUUUGCCUGGGUUUUGCGACAUGAACCUUUAUUUUGAAGGUUCAUGUCAUGUGUCUUUGUGUUGCUUUACUUCCUGUGUUUUCCCUCCCGUGUGAUUGUCUGAUUGUUUCCACCUGUGUGUCAUUAGUGUUCCUCCCUAGUGUAUUUAAGUCCGUGUCUUCCCCUUUGUCCUUGUCAGGUCGUUGUCUGUGUCUCAUAGCCAAGUCCAUGUAUCCUUGUUGUCCUUGAUUCCUUAUCAUAGUCCUAGCCAGUAAGUGAGUGUUUGUCAUCGUGAUCCCUUUGUCCUGUCUGAGUUGUGUUUCUUGUUGCGUUACCUUUGUUCAUGUCCGUGUUUCUGUUCAGGUCUGAGUUGUUCCUUGGUUCGUCUUUGUCUUUAGUUCGCCACAGUUCUAGUUAGUUUAUCGUCUUGUUCUGGUCUUCGUUCGUGUUCAUGUCUUGUUUUAUGUAGUGUACCCGUCCUUAGUGUUGUCUGCCAUUCCCUAGCUGUGUUGAGUUUCCCAGGUCAUAGUUCUGUUGUGCGUGUCAUUUGUUUGUUACAUUAAUAACUUAGUGUCUGUUUUCUUUUUAGUUCAUAGCUUUGCUGAUUUGUUCUCCUCGAUAAAGAGCGAUUUUCUGUUUGAUUACUU
Chelmon rostratus (copperband butterflyfish) is the source of this 4310-nucleotide messenger RNA. RefSeq lists its product as uncharacterized. The record is from RefSeq and is a predicted model, not a curated record. The transcript has 3 exons. NCBI's taxonomy places the organism in Eukaryota, Metazoa, Chordata, Actinopteri, Chaetodontiformes, Chaetodontidae. Gene Ontology annotation, molecular function: protein dimerization activity. Bases 118 to 1620 code for a protein of 500 amino acids.